AUGGUGAGUUUGGAAACUACUCUUGCUGUUCAGCUCCCGGUCAUCAAUUUUCGAGACCUAAAACCAGGGACUUUCGAAUGGGACUCAGUGAGAGGAAAUUUCCGGAAAGCUCUAGAAGAGUACGGAUGCUUCGAGGCCUUGUUCGAUAAAGUCCCUGUCGAACUUCGAAAGGCGGUUUUCGAUGCUUCUGACGAGGUUUUCCAACUACCUUUAGAAACCAAACAGAGAGUUGUGUCAAAGAGAAAAUACAGAGGAUAUGUUGGUCAGAUUCCUACGUUACCUUUCUUCGAAGUCAUGGGCAUUGAUUUUGCAGAAGAUGCAGAUAAAGUUAAUGCCUUCACUCAUAAGCUUUGGCCCCAAGGCAACACCAGUUUCAGUGAGGCGGUUAUGUCAUUCGCUGAAAAAGUAUCAGUACUGGACUUCAUGACACGAAGAAUGAUAAUGGAGAGUUUUUGGCUCGACGAAAACUACAUAGACGAACAUUUGAAGUCGAUGAAAUGUCUCAACAAUGUAAAAGACGGAAUCAAAGUGAAAACUAUAGACGAUAAGCAUUGGAUCAAAGCCAAUCCUUCUCAAGAUUCUUCAUUCAUCGUUCUUGACGGAGCCAUGCUGCACGUACUCUUGAAUGGUCGGGUGCGUACCGGUGUUCACCAAGUAAUGAGGAUGGGAACGAACACGAGGUUCUCGGCUGGAUUGUUCUCUUUUCCGAAAACAGAGGAUUUGAUAUAUGCUCCGCAAGAAAUGGUUGACGCUGAGCAUCCUCACUUGUAUAAGCCAAUUGAUUUUGAAGGAUACUUCCAAUAUACUACUGAGGGGCCUGGAAGGAGAGAUCUAUGGGCUCUUAGGAGUUAUUGUGGCCUCUGUGGAUACAAAAAAUAACGUCUUUCCCCAAAUAAAAGAAUAAGAAUAAGAAUAAGAAUAAGAAUAAAAAGGAGCCUAGUUAACUCUCCUAGUUAACACUCUCGGGCACUAAUAUCAAGACAACCAAGACUUUUUUUUCUCCGACGCCGGUAGAGCUUUUGCUCGUCGGCGUCGGAAAAAGUCUCCUUCUCUCUGCUUACCCUCCGUUUCUUUGAUGUUUUCGGUCUCCUCGUUGUCUAGACAUCUAUGCUCUGGCUUGCACUUCCACGACUUACUACUCUCUUUUGGAGCUGUUUCCUUCUCGGUUUAUAACCAAAGUUCUUUUCCCGACCACCAUGCUUUAUCUCGUUGUCCAGAUCUGGUGGGCGGAGACCUUGUAGACAUCCAUCUACAACAACCGUCUGUAGAAUCUCUCACCGCCUCAAAUCCCAAACAGAAUUCUCUGGUUCUGAGUUUCCGGUUAACUCGACUACUCUAUUCGCUAACCCCAUUAGCUGCUACUCCGAUCUGCGGGGGUCAAGAGUGUGUCUCGGCGUUUAGCCGAAGAGCCUUUUCUCAUGGACCUGCAGAAGAUCUUGCUGCUUUCGAUUCCCUUAGACGGGGAUCGAGCUUAGACGAUGGAUGUUAUAUCGUUUUCCAUAAGGACCAAACCCAUAUUUCGAUCUCUGUUGCUGUGAGAUUUGUCGGUUUAUAUUCGUUUUUCGAUGAGGAAGUGCUAGGAAUUCUAGAUCUGGUGGCCGGCGAUCUGUAUCUUUCCGCGUCAGCUAUCUCUCCCCUCCUUCCUCCGCUUUCCCUGGUUGCCGGAGAGAUCUGCCCCAUCCCUCCUCCGAUAUCCUUCGAUCUAGAUGUGAGAAAUCUUGAGGGAAUGGAUCUUUGAUAUGUUGUCUGCUCUAGAGCCCCUUGUUCGGGUCUUCCAGUUCCGGUGUCGCCGUAACCGGUGACGUCCAUGUCUAACUGCAAGUUGUUUUUGCCGUUAACAUUGUCUCAUCUAUGCAUCAAAGAUAUAGAUAUAAUAAGCGGCGGUUGUGUUAGACCUGGCCUCCGACGCAUGUGUUUAACCGCCAACCUCGCCUCAGCGGACCGUCGUUGUUGUGACGUCAAUCUAGGUCAUCAAACCUAUGGAUUAGGGUUGCAAUUAUUAAAUCGCUUCUGGGCCAAGCCCAAGAAUUUCUCAACUGGACUAGCAUAUGUUUUGAGCUUAAAGCCAUUUUUGUCAAUCAUAUUAAGAUCAGCCGAGGCUAGGUCCAUCAGUUUUUGGUUAUGUAUUCUUAUUAAUUCUAUAAGAAAUUUAGAUUUAAGGCCCAA
This is a messenger RNA of Camelina sativa (false flax), 2166 nucleotides long. The record is from RefSeq and is a predicted model, not a curated record. NCBI's taxonomy places the organism in Eukaryota, Viridiplantae, Streptophyta, Magnoliopsida, Brassicales, Brassicaceae.